AUGGUAGAUUUUAACAAACGAGCGUUUUGCCAUUUUACACUUAAAGAUAUUUUAAGUAUCAUAUCUUCAGUUGCUAUACCCAUCGCUCUUGCUAUUUAUACUGCAAUUGGAUCUCAACAACAAAAACAACAAGCUGAAAAAAAACAACAGUUUGACUUUGAACAAUCAAAAGACUUAAGACAACAAACACUUUAUGAUGAAUUCUUAAAUAAUAUCUAUAAAUUAGAUAAAGAUGGUUAUCUCAAUGACUCAAAAAAUCCAUGGGCAUUUGCGAAUGCAUAUUAUCGUGCUGCUCAUCGUCAAUGGGAUACAAUACGCAAAGGAGAUAUUAUACAAUUUCUUAAAGAAGAACAGUUAAUUGGUAGAAAUAAUUGUAGUAAUGGAUGCAGAACAACAGAAUUAGAUGAUAUAAUCCGUUUGAAUGAAUUAAAUUUUGAUAAAGUGCAUCUAGCAAGUGAAACUGGUGUAUUAAAUAAGUUGAAUUUACAAUGUGUUUCUUUUGAUCAAGUAUCAAUGUCAAAUGCUGAGUUUUCAUCUGUUAGUUUGAAUGGUGUAUCAUUUGAUGGAGGGCGAUUAAAUAACGCGAAAUUCGAUAGUUCAUCUUUACUUUGUGCUAGUUUUAAUGGUGUAAAUCUGUCAGGUGCAGAUUUUGGAAACUCAGAUCUGACAGGUGCACAUUUUUCAAACAGUGAUUUGUCAGGAGCUAAAUUAACGGAAGAGCAAAUAAAGCAGGCAUCUUUUCACAAUGUAACUAUGCCAAAUGGAAAGAAGAGCAAAACUGCAUCCUCAACGACAACGAAAAAACGUAUAGCACAAACAACAACUAUAAUGAAAACAAAAAUGUCAACAACAUCAUCAUCAAUAUCAACAACAAAAACAAUAACAACAUCAUCAUCCUCAACAUCAACAUCAACAUCAAUACCAUCAUCCUCAACUACAUCAUCGACAACGUCGUCAACAUCAACAUCAACAACGUCGAAAACAACAACAACAUCACCAACAACAGCUGCUACAGCUCAACUCUCUCUGUCCGGUGUUCAGCUCAAUCUCGAUCCCUUGUCACUAUCAAGUGGAUGGUCUCUGUGUUACAAUGGAACGUAUGCAGAUUCCCUGGUUUCAACUGUUGUUGCAACAGUAUUAGCUGCAUGUAAUAAAAACAAAUUAUUACUUGGCUGUCGACCAGUCGCAAAUACGAAAUUGAGCGUAGCAGCGAUGGGUAAUCGAGCUGAUGUUCUUUACGACUGUGGUUCAACAUCAACUUGUACACAUGUUGCUAAUGGAGUCGGAUGGUAUUUUUCUAGUUCAUAUUCAUGGGGUUUUGUAUAUGGUAGUGGUACAGUGAAACGAAAUACUUGUGACCAGGCAACUGGUGACGAUGCGUAUCGCUUAUGUUGGCAUACUUCAGAUGUGGGUGGAUAUAGGUGCGGAAGCACACUAUGUAGUACUGAUUCAACUUGGGCGAAAGUUAUUUAUCAUGCCAAUUAA
This is a messenger RNA of Adineta steineri, 1485 nucleotides long. NCBI's taxonomy places the organism in Eukaryota, Metazoa, Rotifera, Eurotatoria, Adinetida, Adinetidae. The record is from the annotation of a GenBank genome assembly.